UGUGUGUGAGUGUGAUUUACGUUCCACUGAUGCUCUUCGGCGUUCUUGGAAACACACUAACAAUUCUGGUGGUUUGGCUUCGCCCACACAUGAGAAGCUCCACCUACCUCUACCUGAGCAGCAUGGCCGUUAGUGACCUGCUGAUCCUCCUGCUGCUGCCUCUGGAUCUGUAUAAGCUCUGGAGACCCAGACCCUGGCCCCUCGGAGACCUCGUCUGUAAGCUGACCAUGUUCCUCUCAGAGUGCUGCACCUUCUGCACCAUCCUCCACAUCACCUUCCUCUCCCUGGAGAGGUACCUGGCUGUCUGCUGGCCAAUUACCGCCAAGACGCUGGUGACACGGCGCAGAACCAGGGCUCUGAUUGGCUGCCUCUGGCUGGGAGCGGCUGUCAGUGCAGCACCAGUGUUGGUCAUGGUCGGAGUGGAGGACGUUGGAGGGGGAGAGGAACUAGGCCUCAGGGGAUGGAGGGAGGACGCAGGGUGGAUGGGCACAGAAGGAGAACAGGGGGGAUUUAUUAUAGGUGGAGGGGAGAGAGGAAGUGGACACAUGACCUCAAUGGACGGAGGAUUGGAGGGAAUGAAGUGGGGGGAAAAAGAGACAAAGGGAUGGGGUGAAAGAGCUGCAGAGUUUGAGAGACAACUGACGAUUGGAGGAACAGGAGAGGGAGGAAAAAUAAAAGAAGAAAAAGAGGCUGACGAGGGAGGAGGUGAAAAAGAAGGGAAGAUGGAAGAUGACGGGAUGCAGCAAAAUAAAAUGAGAGAAGACGAGGGAGGGGGAUGGGAAGAGGGUGUUGAUAUGGGGAGAGAGGUUGACAAGAGAGAGUGCCGCUGCACACAUUUCGCCGUCUCCUCUGGCCUCCUGUCGGCCAUGAUGAUUCUCUCCAAUCUGUACUUCCUGGUACCCCUGUGCAUCCUGGGACUGGUCUACAGCCUGAUUGGACGGACUCUGUGGCUGCGUCCACAAAGCAGCCGUAAAGACCAGAGUCACCGACACACAGUCAAGAUGCUCGGAGUGAUCGUCCUGGCCUUCGUCCUGUGCUGGCUGCCCUUCCACGUCGGUCGGACCAUAUUCUCUCUUUCUCUGGGCACCGGUGCUGAAAGUCAGGAAACUUACACAGACACACACUCGGACAUGAACACUCCUCCUGAAAGCACAGGCAACAUGGCCUCUGCUACUGAACCCGUUAGCCUCUCAGACGGGGACCUGAAGACACGUGCUCACACAGACAGAGAUGAUGCACUCU
Paralichthys olivaceus (Japanese flounder) is the source of this 1242-nucleotide messenger RNA. The record is from RefSeq and is a predicted model, not a curated record. NCBI's taxonomy places the organism in Eukaryota, Metazoa, Chordata, Actinopteri, Pleuronectiformes, Paralichthyidae.